AUGGUUGUAUCAUGUUCAGGGUAUGGGUGUACAAAUAGGCGACAGAAAGAAAACGGGAUACAUUUCCAUCGAUUUCCUCUAAGAAGACCAGACGUUUUAAAAAAAUGGUUACAUGAAAUACGACGAAAAAAUUUUACACCCAACCAGUACAGCUAUUUAUGCAGUGAACAUUUCACACCUAGUGAUUAUUUAAAUGAAUCUCGUCCAGAGUUAGAUAAGAAGUUGCUAAAAGAUGAAGCAGUUCCAUCAGUCUUUAAAUUUCCUCAGCAUUUACAAAAAAAACAAAAAGCUAGUCGUCCACUACUUCAAAAUCGUCAAAAGGCCAAUGAUCAAAAUAAUAUGAUUCAUGCAGAAAUAGUUAAUGAAGCUGGCGAAGAUUCAUCCACUAAUACCAUGUUUUACCAGAGUGAAACAUCUCACCAAAAGGAAGAUAAAAUGGUGCAGUGUAAUAUUAAAACUUUUAAUAAAAAAUUGUACCAAAACAAGAUUAAGAUAUUACAACAACGAUUGAAAAGAAGAAAUAGUAAAAUUAAAUCAUUAAAAGAUUUGAUUCUAAGAAUAAAAAAAAAUGUUACAUAUUCUGAUGAAGUAACUCAAAUGCUGGAAGAAAAUUUUGGUGGGUUUCCAUUAACAUUAUUAUUGCAUGAACAUAAGUCUAAAAUGCUUCAUAAGAAGGGUGUUCGCUAUACAAAUGCUAUGAAAGACUUUGCUAAAACCCUUUUUUUUUAUUCACCUAAAGCUUAUAAAUAUGUACGCAAAAUGUUCACGCUACCGCAUCCUUCAACUAUUAGAAAAUGGUUAAGUAGUACAGAAUGUGAACCUGGCUUCUUGGAAGAAGUAUUUUUGUUUUUGAAACAAGAAGUUUCUAAAAAUUCUUGGCUUCAAGAUUGUUCACUUGUUCAUGAUUCAAUGUCUUUAAGAAAGCAACUAGUUUGGGAACCAGAUAAAGGUAGAUAUGCAGGAAAUGUUGAUUUUGGUACUGGUGAAAAUUCUGAAUUAGCAACUGAAGCUUUAGUAUUAAUGAUAGUUAGCUUAACUAGACAGUUUAAAUGUCCUAUUGGUUUUUUUUAUGUCAACAAAAUUAACAGUAGUGUUUUAAGUACCUUAAUAUCUACUGCUAUUAUUAAACUUAAUGAGGUUGGAAUACAAGUAUCAAGUAUGGAAUGUAACUUGCGAUGGUGCUCCUUCUAA
Messenger RNA from Macrosiphum euphorbiae (potato aphid), 1191 nucleotides. The record is from the annotation of a GenBank genome assembly. Lineage: Eukaryota; Metazoa; Arthropoda; Insecta; Hemiptera; Aphididae.